Molecule: messenger RNA, 2113 nt
Organism: Carcharodon carcharias (great white shark)
Lineage: Eukaryota; Metazoa; Chordata; Chondrichthyes; Lamniformes; Lamnidae
Gene: susd4
Product: sushi domain containing 4
Exons: 11
Coding region: 109-2016 (635 amino acids)
Biological process (GO): negative regulation of complement activation, classical pathway; negative regulation of complement activation, alternative pathway
Source: RefSeq, a predicted model, not a curated record
AGUCAGAACGCAGGGUUGGGGAUUGUAGCGGUCUCAGCAACACCUCGAAAGUCCCGGCCAAUGCAGGUUAUUCAGCCUGAUGUUCGCUGCUGCUUCCGCUGCUGAAACAUGUAUUAUGGGAUGACUUCUAGCAGCCGAGUUACAUCUGGGACUCCCUGGCACCUUCAAUUAGCCACUUUGAUUCUGUGCGCUGAAGUCUUGCUUUGUGUUUGCACUGCGGACCAGAUUCCGGGGGAGUACUGCCUGGAGCCCCCCGAACCUGAGUAUGGGUAUUUUGUGCAUCAAAAGCCUCACUACACUGAGAAUUCCUCGAUUCACUUCUUCUGCCUUCGAGGUUACCGGCUGUCUGGGCCCGCCACCAUGGCCUGCUUGAGGUACCUCAGCAGCAAACUGGCUUGGAUACCUCCUGAGCCCCCCAUCUGUCACUUUGUUGUCUGCCAGGUUCCAAGCAUCGUAAAUGGGGAAGUGGAAAACAGGACCUAUCGAGUGGAUGAUAUAAUGGAGUUCCACUGUCUGACCAGCUUCUAUCUCGACUUCCAGUCCACAGAGCCUCCUCCCAGGUGUCAGGAGGACGGUGUGUGGAGCUCAGUCCCGAGUUGUCUCAGCAACUCUGUGACACCACUUUCACCAGAACUCGACGACCUGAACACUUGUACUGAUCCUGGAUUCCCUGAGCAUGGAGGCAGGACUCUGUCACUCCCCGGGCUCUUGUAUGAGGGUGCCUUGGUGAGGUUCCACUGCCAGGAGGGGUACAAACUGAAAGGAGCACCCAAGAUGGAAUGCGAAAUGCAGGAAGAUGGAAGCCUGGUCUGGGAACCUAGCUCGACACCUGUUUGUCUCUCUGAAUUUACUGUGUGCCCCGUGCCAUACAUUGAAGGUGCCGACGUGUACAACAGCACCUACCGGCCCGGGGACCAGCUGACCGUCAGCUGCCAUCGAGGGUUCCAGAUCCGCUAUCCUGACAUGGACAAUAUGGUAUCGCUGUGCCCAGAUGAUGGGAUAUGGGACAACCUGCCCACCUGCCAAGGUUGCUUGAAGCCCCGGCUAUUUCCUCACAGUUACGUCAAUGUAUCCGAUUCCCUGACCCCCUUCCCGGUGGGAUCAGUCCUACGUUAUCAGUGCUUCCCUGGUUACAAGCUGAUGGGGCCAGAGCUUCUGGAAUGCAUGUACAACCUGCUGUGGUCAUCGAGCCCUCCGAGAUGUCUGGAUGUUGAAGCGUGCCCCCUUCCUCCAAUACCGGAUCACGGGGACUAUGUCUGCCACCCCUAUCCUUGCGACCGCUACAUCCAUGGCACUGUCCUGGAGUUCUACUGUGACCCUGGCUACUCCCUCACCAAUGAUUACAAAUACAUCACCUGCCAGUAUGGAGAGUGGUUCCCGACCAACCAGGUCUUCUGCCAACAAGUUGGUGGGUGCUUGACGCGAGAUGGAAGAGAGCUUUACGGAGAUCAAACCUGGUCAGACUCUGAGGAAGCUAUCCUCUCCACCUGGAAGAUUGUGGCAUUCACGGCCAUCAGUGUCCUUCUGGCCCUGCUCCUUGUGGUCUUUGUCAAAGCCUUUCAUAUCAAGCUGAAGUCACCGUGCCAAUCUGGUGAUCAAGAUGCUUCAAGUAGCCGAAAUUUUGUGGUGGUUGAUGGAGUGCCAGUCGUAUUGCCCACCUAUGACGAGGCUGUGUGUAACAGCACGACUAACGACUCUGCUCCUGAGGUCACAACCCCUGCAAGACAGGCUGAUGAGGCAACAGAAGCGGAUGACCAGAACCCUCCAGCCUAUCCUGGCCAUGCUGCUGACCCAGUUGUAGCUGCAAAUCCUACACCCGUGGACCGGCCUGGCCAAUUAGACUGCUCAGGGGGUGGGGAAGGGGAGGAUUCAUCACCAUCAAUGUCGUUUGGUACAGCAGCUACACAUCCGAUUACAGAAGAAAUCAUCGAUGGCCCAGAGACAGAGAACACAGCUUCAACGUCUCCCAGUAUUAACAUUGCAGACGGAAUCCCAUUGCUGGAGGAGGACUCGUAGUCUCCAUCACACCUACCGUCAGGUUACAACUGACCAACCUGCCAUCUCAUCACCGCAUGAAGAGAGGGAAGCUGGGGCAGGUCCAUUUCUAUACAAU